CAGCCGCCAGCAUCAGACCUCCGCUUCCCGGCCGCGGCCUCCUCAGCGCUGCAGCUGCGGCCUGCACCUGCGAUGCUGCCUCCCGACGGCCGGCGCAGCAGAGUGAGAUGCCCGACGCAGCAGCUGCGCUCCGCGCCGUUCGCGUGAGAGGAACGACCCCUGCGCUGCGCUGCUGCAGCGCACAGGCCGCCCCCCGAUAACAGAGCCACACUCCGGCCCGGCCAAUGAGCGGCGGCUCGUUUCGGAGGCGGCCGUGACAGACGAUGCCGGGGCGACGUGACCAGAUGCACACAUUUGAGAUGUCGGCUCGAGGGGCGCAUCCCUUCGCACCCCACCACAUCACCCCCUCACCCACCAUGGUCCCUGUCCCCACCGACGUGUCGUACGACGGCGCCGCGGCGUCGUCGAGCAGCGGCGCGCAGAAGCGCUGCGUCGUCGUCGGCCUCGGCAUGGUCGGCAUUGCCUUCUGCGAGAAGCUGCUCAAGAUGGACCUCGACGGCGGGCGCAACGAGUGGCAGAUCACCGUCAUCGGCGAGGAGCCGCACAUCGCCUACAACCGCGUCGGCCUGACGCAGUACUUUGGCAAGCGCGACGCCGAGGCACUCUACCUCAACCCGCUGGCGUGGUACAGCAGCCAUGCACCGGGCAAGCUCACGUACCACACGAGCGACCCCGUGCUGCACAUCGACGCCCAGGCGCACACAAUCAAGACGCAGGCCGGCAAGACGCUGGCGUACGACGUGUGCGUCGUGGCCGUCGGCUCCGACGCGGCACUGCCGCCGUACAUCACGCGCGAGCGCUUCCACAAGACGACGGGCGCGUUCGUGUAUCGCAACCUCGCCGACCUGGACAGCAUGAUUGCCUACUCCGAGAGCCGGAGAAUCAAGCGCGCCGGUGUCGUCGGCGGCGGCCUGCUCGGACUGGAGGCCGCCAAGGCGCUGCUGGACCUCGAGAGCGUCGAGCAGGCCGUCAUCAUCGAGCGCAACCAGUGGGUGCUCUCGCGGCAGCUCGACGGCGAGGGCGGGCGCAUGGUGCUGGACAAGGUCAAGGAGCUGGGCGUCGAGGUGCUCACCAAGGCGCGCGUGCGUGAUCUUAUCGUCACGACGCCCGAGCAGGACGAGGAGCAAAAGACGCGCCUCACGGGCAUCAUGCUCGAGGGCGACGCCGAGGGCGACACGCCGUACGACAUGGACAUGCUUGUGUUCGCCACGGGCAUUGUGCCACGCGACGAGCUCGCCAAGGCCUCGGGCAUCACGGCGGCGCCGCGCGGCGGCUUUGCCGUCAACGACCUGCUCGAGACGAGCGCCAAGGACGUGUACGCCAUCGGCGAGUGCGCCUCGCUCAAGGGCGAGACGUGGGGCCUGAUCGCGCCGGGCAUCGAGAUGGCCGACGUGCUGGCGUUCAACCUCACCGAGGGCCCGCACCAUGCCAGCGGCCUGCGGCGCAUGACGAGCCCGGACCUGAGCUGCAAGCUCAAGCUGAUGGGCGUCGACGUGGCGUCGUUUGGCGACUUCUUUGCCGACCAGGGCAAGAUCACGCGGCCGCUGCCGGGCGACCGCCGCCGCGGCACCGGCGUGCACGCCUCGACGGGCGACGGGCCCAAGGUCAAGGCGCUGACGUACCGGGAUCCGUUCUCGGACAUCUACAAGAAGUACAUCUUCACCAACGACGGCAAGCAUCUCGUCGGCGGCAUGAUGGUCGGCGACGUCAAGGACUACGUCAAGCUUGUUGGCCUCUGCACCAAGGGCAAGGAGAUCGAGGCGCCGCCGGCCGAGUUCAUCAUCGGCGCCAAGAAGGAGGGCGAGGCGGAGGGCGACGACCUCGACGACGACGCGCAGAUCUGCUCUUGCCACAACGUGCUCAAGGGCGACGUCGUCAAGAUGGUCAAGGACGGCUGCCGCUCGUUCGGCGAGAUCAAGAGCUGCACGAAGCUCGCGACGGGCUGCGGCGGCUGUGCGCCGCUCGGCACGUCCAUCUUCGAGAGCGCCAUGAAGGCCGCCGGCGCCGAGGUCAGCAACAACAUCUGCCCGCACUUCAAGUACGCGCGGCCGGACCUCUACCUCAUCAUCAAGCACCGCAAGCAGCUGCGCGACUUCACCUCGGUGAUGCGCGAGGUGGGCGUCAAGCCCGACUCGCUCGGCUGCGAGGUGUGCCGCCCGGCCGUCGGCUCCAUCCUCUCCUCGACGCGCAACGACUUCAUCAUGCAGCCGCAGCAGCGCCAGACGCAGGACACCAACGACCGCUACCUGGCCAACAUCCAGCGCGACGGCACGUACUCGGUCGUGCCGCGCCUCGUUGCCGGCGAGAUCAACCCGGAGAAGCUCAAGGUGCUCGGCGAUGUCGCGCAAGAGUUCAACCUCUACACGAAGAUCACCGGCGGCCAGCGCAUCGACCUCUUCGGCGCGCGCAAGGAGCAGCUGCCCGCGAUCUGGACGCGCCUCGUCGACGCCGGCUUCGAGAGCGGCCACGCGUACGGCAAGUCGCUGCGCACCGUCAAGUCGUGCGUCGGCACGAGCUGGUGCCGCUUCGGCGUCGGAGACUCGGUCUCGCUCGCCGUCGAGCUCGAGGAGCGCUACAAGUCGAUCCGCGCGCCGCACAAGUUCAAGGGCGGUGUCUCGGGCUGCGUGCGCGAGUGCGCCGAGGCGCAGAGCAAGGACUUUGGCGCCAUCGCCACGACCAAGGGCUGGAACGUCUUCGUGGCCGGCAACGGCGGCGCCAAGCCGCGCCACGCCGAGCUGAUUGCCGAGGACGUGCCGCGUGCGCUGGCCAUCAAGAUCAUCGACCGCUUCCUCAUCCUGUACAUGCGCAACGGCGACAAGCUGCAGCGCACGGCGCGCUGGGUCGAGACGUUCCAGGGCGGCAUCAAGGAGCUCAAGGAGAUCAUCGUCAAGGACAAGCUCGGCAUCUGCAAGGACCUCGAGGAGGAGAUGGAUGCGCUCGUCGGCACGUAUCACUGCGAGUGGACCAAGGUCGUGCGCGACCCCGAGCGGCAGAAGGCCUUCCGCCAGUUCAUCAACACCGACGAGACGCAGGCGACGAGCGAGCGCAUCGUGUCGCGCGACCAGACGCGCCCGCCGGACUGGCCGGCGGAGAGUGCGCCGCUCAAGUUCAGUGUGCGCGACGUCGUCGCCAGUGCGCCGUGGGAGUGGCGCCCGAUGUGCAAGCUGGCCGACCUCGACCCGCAGCCCGACGCGCCCACGUCGGCCGUGCUCAAGUACGGCGACACGCAGAUUGCGCUCUGGAACAUCCCCGGCCGCGGCCUGCGUGCGGCGCAGCAGAUGUGCCCGCACAAGAACGCCUUUGUCCUCUCCGACGGCCUGCUGGGCGAGGACGAGGCGGGCAACGAGUACGUGAGCUGCCCGCUGCACAAGCGCCGCUACAACCUCUCGCACAAGGAGGAGGAGCAGGGCGGCAAGUGCAGCGACGCCGACUACAGCAUCAUGACAUUCGAGGCCAAGGCCGACGGCGAGACAGUCUUCCUCAAGCUGCCGCCCACCGAUGCCCUCGACGCCGUGCUCUCGACCACCAAGUGGAUGCUGCGCAAGGCGCGCGAGGAGACCAACAUCCUCGCCGGCGAGGCGCUCGCCGACAAGGCCAUCGAGCUCGCGGCGCCGAGCGAUGCCGUGCGCGACGAGGCCAACGGCGUCACGUCCCAGCCCGGCGGCAAGGUCUCGUGCUCCGACGCUGCGUCGGGCAAGAAGUUCGACUGGUGAUGUCGCCUCGGCUUCCUUCUCUAUAUCUCCCGGUCUCCUGUCCGCAUGUCACCCGCAAUACACGCAUCUAUCAACGCGC
Tilletiopsis washingtonensis is the source of this 3792-nucleotide messenger RNA. Its product is annotated as nitrite reductase. The transcript is spliced from 4 exons. Gene Ontology annotation, molecular function: flavin adenine dinucleotide binding; heme binding; 2 iron, 2 sulfur cluster binding. Lineage: Eukaryota; Fungi; Basidiomycota; Exobasidiomycetes; Entylomatales. The record is from RefSeq and is a predicted model, not a curated record. Bases 264 to 3713 code for a protein of 1149 amino acids.